AUGUUUUGGCCGUUCGGCACUGCGUUGUGUAAAAUAGCGGGAUCACUGCAAGGAUUCAACAUAUUUCUAUCAACAUUCUCUAUUGCAGCGAUAGCAUUCGAUAGAUAUGUUCUUGUCAUUUUCCCAACCAAACGCGAACGCCAACAGAAUCUUUCAUUGAUGUUCUUCGUACUUAUUUGGGUGGUCUCAUUGGUGCUAGCAGUGCCGCUACUGAUCACCUCCGAUCUCAAUACCAUUUAUGAGGAUUCUUCUUGUGAUAUUUCACUGAGGAUAUGUCAUGAGCAGAAUGAAAUUUGGCAGACGAUGAUGAUUUCUAAACGGACGUACACGCUAUCAGUCCUAGCUACUCAGUAUGCAUUUCCCCUAUUCUCCCUAGUGUUCGCGUACACUCGAAUCGCUCACCGUAUGAAGUUGCGCUUCGCCAAUCGAAAUAUCCCAUUUUCAAGCUCACUUAGCCAAAACCAACGGAGAAAAUCAGCGGUGGAUCGGCAACGUCGUACACAUCUACUUCUUACGUGCGUCGUCGCCGUGUUCGCGAUCGCAUGGCUGCCACUGAACGUUUUUCACAUGGUUAACACCUUUGAGUGGGUAUCACUGUUUUCCGUGUCGACGUUUGCGAUUUGUCAUGUGGCAGCAAUGUGCUCCGCGUGUCUCAAUCCGCUCAUCUACGCCUUUUUCAAUCACAACUUCCGAACGGAAUUCAUUAGGCUAUUCGAGAAACUGGGUUUGCGGUGA
Molecule: messenger RNA, 735 nt
Organism: Haemonchus placei
Lineage: Eukaryota; Metazoa; Nematoda; Chromadorea; Rhabditida; Trichostrongylidae
Source: the annotation of a GenBank genome assembly